This is a messenger RNA of Colletotrichum phormii, 855 nucleotides long. Its product is annotated as S-adenosyl-L-methionine-dependent methyltransferase. Bases 1 to 855 code for a protein of 284 amino acids. The transcript is spliced from 6 exons. NCBI's taxonomy places the organism in Eukaryota, Fungi, Ascomycota, Sordariomycetes, Glomerellales, Glomerellaceae. The record is from RefSeq and is a predicted model, not a curated record.
AUGAGAACGGCAGACGAGGCUUAUCAAGUUACACAACAAAUCUACCACUCAUUUCGGGAUGGAAGAUAUCCCAUCCCCAACGAUGACAUCGAACAGAAUCGUGAAGACAUGAAGCAUGCGAUGGUCAUGGAACUCACUGAUGGCAAGCUGUUCCAUGCCCCGAUCGGCGACUCGCCCAGCAAGAUUAUUGAUCUUGGGACGGGCACUGUUGGAGACCGGUACCCUUCCGCCGAGGUCACCGGCGUGGACUUGGUGCCUUCUAACGUCGGGUUUUUCGUCGAUGAUGUUGAAGAUGACUGGUUAGUAUCAGGGGACAAUUUCGAUCUCAUACACAUGCGGAACUUGGCAUCUCUUGUGCACGACCUCCCAAAGCUUCUAGAGGGAGUCUUGGACAACCUCAAACCUGGAGCCUUUAUCGAAACUCAGGACUUCAGUGCCAACGUGCACUGCGAUGAUGGGACUAUGCCCGAAGACUGGCCCCUACUCGAAUUCUGGUCCAAGAUUCGCAACGCCAUGCACAAGAUGAAGAUUGACAUCCAAGUCGCCCCGCGCAUCGGCGCCCUCAUGAGUAACGCCGGCUUUGUCAACGUUAAGGCGAUAUCAUACAAAGUGCCGGUCGGACGAUGGCCUCUCGACAAGACGAAGCGCCUGGUUGGGCAUUACAUGCGCUCAGUGACAGAAGACUUCUUGGGUGCGGCUGCAAGUAAGCCGUUGGCAGCUCUGGGGAUGGAUCGGACUGAGAUCGAGGUGUUUCUCGCAUCCGUUCGGAACGCAAUCAAAGAUCCGGACGUGCAUGCGUAUGGCACGUAUUAUUCCUGGGUGGGACAGAAGCCAAUAGAUUCAGGUCGUGAGUGA